AUGUCACGUUUAGGAAAUAAUGAAGGAACACAGAGUCCGGAUAAAAACAUUCCUAUACAGCAGCCAGUUACGAAUAAACGAUAUACCCUUGUCCAUAAAAAUGGAGCAAUCGAAUAUUACGACGACUUAGAAGCAAUUUUAAGAACAUACCCACAUAUCAAACUACCACUAAACAUACAACAGGCAAAUGAAAUCAAAGCCACUACAAUCAAAACAACGGAUGAUUUUCAAUCCGGUGAUUAUCAUACAAACUCCUUGGUCCAGCCUAUAGCAUGGAUUACAACGAACGAUACGAAUUUCUGGAGUAAGCUACUAGAUGAUGGUGCCAACAGUUUUCUGUAUAUUUUUAAUAUACAGUCGCAUCCUAGAGUUGAAAAAGAUACGAAAACCAUUAUUCAUGCUAAUGGUACUAUCGUUGAAGAAAUUACUGAAACUACUUGGGAGAACGACGAUGAUACUCCAAUAAUCACAAAAUCAUUUAAAGUCACGCCAGCCGCCGAGAUUACAAAU
Messenger RNA from Iphiclides podalirius (scarce swallowtail), 510 nucleotides. NCBI's taxonomy places the organism in Eukaryota, Metazoa, Arthropoda, Insecta, Lepidoptera, Papilionidae. The record is from the annotation of a GenBank genome assembly.